Purpureocillium lilacinum is the source of this 1218-nucleotide messenger RNA. RefSeq lists its product as uncharacterized. The record is from RefSeq and is a predicted model, not a curated record. Gene Ontology annotation, cellular component: Golgi membrane; intracellular membrane-bounded organelle. Gene Ontology annotation, biological process: pyrimidine nucleotide-sugar transmembrane transport. Gene Ontology annotation, molecular function: pyrimidine nucleotide-sugar transmembrane transporter activity. NCBI's taxonomy places the organism in Eukaryota, Fungi, Ascomycota, Sordariomycetes, Hypocreales, Ophiocordycipitaceae.
AUGGCGUCCCGCGCCGCGGUCCCCUUCUUGGUGGCCAUGAUGCUGCUGACCGGCGUCUGCAACACGCUGCUCACCAAGUACCAGGACAACCAAUGCGUGCGGAACUGUGACCCCAGUGACGGCAAGCGGCCGGCCCACUUUGAGCAGCCGGUGCUGCAGACGGCGCAGAUGUUCGUCGGCGAGAUGGGAUGCUGGCUCGUCGUCGGGCUCAUGUCGAUCUACCGCCGCGUCACGUCUCAGCCCUCACCCACGGAGCGCGGCUACGAGGCUGUCGACAACGGCGAUGCCCACCAGGACCACCACGGCCGACCCAAGCCCGACGGUGACCGCCCGUCUGUGCUUCGCGGGUACCGUGUCGUGCUUCUCGCCCUGCCGGCCAUUUGCGACAUCUGCGGAACGACACUCAUGAACGCGGGCCUGCUCCUCGUCGCUGCCUCCAUCUACCAGAUGACCCGCGGCGCCCUCGUCCUCUUCGUCGGCCUCUUCAGCGUCCUCUUCCUCCGGCGCCACCUCUAUCUCUUCCAGUGGCUGUCCCUGGUCGGUGUGGUCCUCGGCGUCGGCGUUGUCGGCCUGGCCGGCGCCAUCUGGCCAGAUGAGAAGAAGGUGUCUCAGCAGGGCUUUAACGAUGCCGCGGCUGAUGGGGGCCUGUCCGACGCCGCGCGGGCCAUCAUCGGCGUCCUGCUCAUUGCUGGCGCGCAGAUCUUCACGGCGACGCAGUUUGUGCUCGAGGAGUGGAUGCUGGAGAACUCAACCAUCGAGCCCCUCAAUGUCGUUGGCUGGGAGGGCAUCUUUGGCUUUUCUGUGACGCUGUUCGUCAUGAUCGUCAUGCACCUGGCCGUUGGCCGGACCGACGCCGGUCGCUACGGUUAUUUCGACAUGCAGGAGGGCCUGCGACAGAUGAUGCAGAAGCGCAUCUGGGUCACGAGUGUUCUCAUCAUGAUUAGCAUCGGUGGCUUCAACUUCUUCGGCCUCUCCGUGACGCGGACCGUCAGUGCGACCUCGCGGUCGACCAUUGACACCUGCAGGACGCUCUUCAUCUGGAUCGUCUCUCUCGGCCUCGGCUGGGAGUCGUUCAAGGCGCUGCAGAUUGUGGGUUUCGCCAUGCUCGUCUAUUCCACGUUUCUCUUCAACGGCAUCGUUCAGCCGCCCCUGAGGAGCCUCCGCCCCAGCCACGAGGUUGAGGAGCUUCUCCCGGAGGAGCCGAUCGAGCACCAGUAG